AUGUUUAUCAAGUUGAUGAUAUCCUGGUUACCAAAAGUCUUGAAUCAUAUCAUAUCAAAAUUUACAACUAUUCUCAUCAAGCAAGUUUUGUAUCCUACAUUUACCGUGAUAAAUUAUUUAUUGAAGCAAAUGGACAUGAAAGCCAUUAAAAAACGAAGCAAGGGAAAUCCACGAGAAAAAAACAUGGCACAAGUACAACGAAGAAUUGUUCACAAACAAUUUAACUCACCAAUUGCCCUCUACUCCGAUACGAACGUUAAGGAAACUCUGAAUAGAGAACUGAAGCUUCUCGAUAACGGAGCUGUCGGGACAAUGGAAUUGACGAAGUGGGGAAGUUUCGUUUAG
This is a messenger RNA of Clunio marinus, 345 nucleotides long. Lineage: Eukaryota; Metazoa; Arthropoda; Insecta; Diptera; Chironomidae. The record is from the annotation of a GenBank genome assembly.